AUGGAGCAGCACGAACCGCAGGGAACCACGUCCGAGCUCGCAAGGCUUUGCAGAGAGGCGAUAAAGGAAGACCUUAAAGAGAGAAGAGCAGAAGUGCUGGCUGAAGCUGCAGAGGCGGGGAAAAGCAUCCGCUAUGCCCGUCGAGACUUCGCCAGUCGCAAGACGAGGAUGACUGCUCUCCGGAACCCGAAGGGAACAACCACUGCAUCGAGAAAGGGGAUGGAGACAAUCAUCUACUUCUACUCGUGA
Molecule: messenger RNA, 249 nt
Organism: Necator americanus (New World hookworm)
Lineage: Eukaryota; Metazoa; Nematoda; Chromadorea; Rhabditida; Ancylostomatidae
Exons: 1
Coding region: 1-249 (82 amino acids)
Source: RefSeq, a predicted model, not a curated record